Molecule: messenger RNA, 2562 nt
Organism: Malassezia sympodialis ATCC 42132
Lineage: Eukaryota; Fungi; Basidiomycota; Malasseziomycetes; Malasseziales; Malasseziaceae
Product: 2-isopropylmalate synthase
Biological process (GO): L-leucine biosynthetic process
Cellular component (GO): mitochondrion
Molecular function (GO): 2-isopropylmalate synthase activity
Source: RefSeq, a predicted model, not a curated record
AUGAAUCCCGUCGGAAAGUACAAGGGCUAUACGCCUGUCCAUCUGCCUGAUCGGCAAUGGCCGAACAAGAUACAACGGGAAUCUCCUAUAUGGCUGUCUACUGAUCUCCGUGAUGGCAACCAGGCGCUGGCUAACCCCAUGACGGAGGAGCAAAAAGUGCUCUUCUUUAAGAAGCUAGUCUCCAUUGGCGUCAAAGAAAUCGAGGUGGCAUUCCCUUCGGCGAGCGACACAGAUUUCGGAUUUGUUCGCCGCAUCAUUGAGGAGGGCCUUAUUCCUGAUGACGUGUGGAUCCAGGUGCUGACGCCUGCGCGCGAGGAGCUAAUUCGCCGCACGUUCGAGUCGGUGAAGGGUGCAAAGAAUGUGAUUAUCCAUAUGUACAACGCCACCUCUCCGCUGUUCCGCGAGGUGGUAUUUGGCAACGACCAGGCUCGGACGAUCGACCUGGCGGUCAAGCACACGAAGCUGGUGCGGGAGCUUAUGGACCACUACACCCAGCCGGCGAAUGGCGGUACGACUUUCCGCUACGAAUACUCCCCGGAGACCUUCACACAAACGGAGCCGGACUUCGCGAUCCAGGUGUGUGAGGCUGUGCGCGAGGCUUGGGGUCUGGCCUCCUCGGACAACCGGCUGAUUUUCAAUUUGCCUGCGACUGUUGAGAUCGGUCCGCCCAAUCACUAUGCCGACAUGAUCGAAUACUUCUGCCGGAACAUUAAGGACCGUGAUACCAUAUAUGUGUCCUUGCACCCCCACAAUGACCGUGGCUGUGGCAUUGCGGCGGCUGAGCUGGGUAUUCUUGCUGGUGGCGAUCGCAUUGAGGGCUGUAUUUUCGGCAACGGCGAGCGCACUGGUAACGUUGACCUGGUGACCCUCGCGCUGAACCUUUACACGCAGGGUGUGGCGCCAGGUCCACUAGAUCUCUCGGACCUGCCGUCUCUCAUUGAGGUGGUGACUAGCUGCAAUGAUCUUCCCGUGCACCCGCGCCACCCCUAUGCGGGUGAGUUGGUGAUGACUGCUUUCAGUGGCUCGCACCAGGAUGCGAUCAAGAAGGGCUUCCAGGCACAGCAAAAGCGCCGCGAGGCCGGUGACACGAUCUGGAACAUGCCGUAUCUGCCUGUGGACCCUGCCGACCUGGGUCUGACAUACGAGGCUGUGAUCCGUGUGAACAGCCAGAGCGGCAAGGGUGGUAUUGCAUACCUGCUCUCGCAGUCUCUUGGCGUGGAUCUCCCGCGCCGCAUGCAAAUCUCGUUCUACCAGGUGGUCCAGGCUCUCGCUGAGGAGACUAGCAAGGAAAUCUCAACGAGCGAUAUUACUGAGGCGUUCCUGCGCACGUAUCAUGUGCCUGCGGCGCGCCACGGCGGCAACGAGGGCAAGUUUAGCCUCCGCAGUUUCCGACUGAGCGAGGCUGGCGCACAGAUCUCGCCCGAUGGUGCGAGCGUGUCGCAACAGCGCAUCUUUGAGGGUGUCAUUGCGCGCCAGGGCGAGCCUGUCGAGGUGCAAGGCACCGGCAAUGGGCCGCUGUCCGCCCUCUUGGACGCUGUUGAGAAGCACUUUGGUUUGAGUGUGAACGUGCGCGAGUACAGUGAGCAUGCUCUUACGCGUGCGAGUGCCCUUACGAUGGGCACGGAGUCGGGUGCGCGUGGACAAACGCGUUCCCAAGCGGCGUCGUACGUCGAGCUUGUCCGGCAGGAUGAGAGCGAAAAGCUGGGUGCUAGCAAGGCCCAGGGCUUCUGGGCCCUCCACAACUGGACUGCUUUGGCCAUGGAUAAGCGGGCCGUCGUCGACUGGGUGCGCCCGUACGUGCAGGCGUGGGGCCUGCACUACUUGCCAGAGCAUUUGAUUUCUAUCAUGCGAUCAAUCCUUCUCUGGUUCGCGAUUCAACUGCUCUCGCAUUCCGUUUCGCCCAAGCUUUUUCCCAAGUCGUUUGCAAACAUGUCGCCUCGGACUCGCACUUCUUGGGAUCUGCACAUGGUUUCGUUGGUCCACUCCGUCAUUGUUGCACCAAUCGCCUUGUACUACUGGCUCCAGAUUGACGAAUCGACAGACCGACUAUGGGGCUAUGACUACACGCUUGCGCAGGUCUAUGCUCUGUCGCUGGGGUACUUUGUUUGGGACGUGAUAAUGUCUCUGCGCUAUGAGGGCUUUGCCUUUGUACUGCAUGGUAUCCUGGGAUUUAUAGCGGCGCUACUGGUCUACAAGCCUCUCCUCAUGUUUGACGGGCUGAGCGUUCUUAUCUGGGAGCUGAGUACGCCGUUCUUGAACAUUCACUGGGCUCUGGACAAGCUGGGACGCACAGGCUCGCGUCUCCAGCUAAUCAAUGCCGUGUUUCUGGUAUUGACAUACGUCUGUGUCCGCCUACUUCUGGGCGCCUAUGCGUCGUACCGUCUCAUUGAGCUCAUGUGGGCCUCGGCCUCAACGGCCCGGCCGGUGUCGAUGUCUUUGCGGGUGAUCUACACCCUGGGUCUGCCUAUCCUCAACUUUUUGAACUAUAUGUGGUUCUUUAAAAUGCUACAGGCUAUCCGCAAGCGCUUUCCCUCCGAGGGCGUCAAAUCCAAGGCUUCAUAG